AUGGGGGAGGGGAGGGAGAGGGUGGUUGAAAAUACCAACAGCCUCCACACAGGUGUCCACACCCCAAAUCUCGUCGGCGCCUUCCUCCCGUCCCCCCCCCUUCCCACCCCGUUCCUCCCCGACGGUCGGCGCGGCGAGGUGCCCUCGCGCGGGCCCCAGGCCCGGGAGAGGGGGUGGGUGGGGGAGAGGCGGGGCGCAGGGCGCCCGUGGCGUCUCGCCGCCUUCCUCCCGCGCCGGGAUCGGCAAGGUGGCGCCCCACCGCUCCGACCCCGGCGGCUGGGCAGGCCCGCGUCUGGGUCUCCGGCUCUGGGCCCGAGAACUCGCCGAGUUGGCGGCGGUCUCCGGGGAGUCGGCGGCAGGCGGCUGGCGGCAGGCGCCAGGCGGAGGCGGCCACUGUCAGGCGCCCCGUCCCGUCCCCUCCCUCUUCCUCCCGCCGACAACGGCGUCCCGGCCCCGCCCCCGGCUCCCGCUCCGGGACUGAAGGCCCGGGGCCCACAACCCACACCAACGGCCAGGCCCACCCACGGCUACCCUAGCUCCUCGGUACCACGCCGCUGCCGCCGCCGUCGCCCGAACGAGCCCCACGGCGGCUGCCGUGUCCCCCGCCGCGCCCCGUCCUCCCGCACCGCCUAUGGCAGAGCUCGUAGGCGGUCCUCAGCAACCGCCGAGCUACAGCGACCAACAGACGCGGGGUCUCACAAGCAGACGUCCGAUUUGGCCAAUAGCGUGAGGAGGGCGGGCGUGACUGUGAUUGGCAGCCAAACUCCUCCAACAAGAACGGGGGGCGUGGGUGGGCGGAGCCGGAAGUAG
This is a messenger RNA of Dipodomys ordii (Ord's kangaroo rat), 810 nucleotides long. Its product is annotated as proline-rich protein HaeIII subfamily 1-like. Bases 1 to 810 code for a protein of 269 amino acids. The transcript is spliced from 2 exons. The record is from RefSeq and is a predicted model, not a curated record. NCBI's taxonomy places the organism in Eukaryota, Metazoa, Chordata, Mammalia, Rodentia, Heteromyidae.